UGUCACCUAGCGGUGAGUUCCAUUGUAUAGAAGGCUUUUUUCCCCCUUAAGCUGUUGGAGAAAAGUUUGCCUCAGAAGGUGGAUGACUUAAUCUAACACCCUUCUUCGCCUGAUUUGAGAUCAAAGAAACAUCACUUGGAACUUAGAAGUUGCCCUCGUCCCAUGCUGUGAAUUAGAAUCUCCUGGAGCGCUUUAACAAGCACUGCCUGGGUCCCACCACCAGAGAUUGUGGUGUAUUGGGUCUGUGAUGGGUCCUGGGCAUCAGGGUGUUUCAAAGCUCCCCAGGUUUUCCUAAUGUGCAGUCAGGGUUACGAACGGAUUGGUUUGUCCACGGUCCCCAGCUGGGGUGCUUUGGGUUCUUGGCUCCAAACUGGACCAAGUUUCCAAGGCUUGCUCCUAUGAGCGUUUUUCAUUACAAACUCCUUACUACAUGUUCAAUUGAUAAUUUCAAACUAGGCAUGCAGAAUUUUUUCUUUAUACGCAAAAAUGGUCCAAAGAUGGCCUUUGCUUUAUGAACAAAUGUUCUUGGAGGGUUUUCAUAAGUUUAUUUUAAAUCCUACCAUCCUAGCCAUUUCAUAUGAAUGUAGAUAUACGUUCCUACAGGAAACAAAUCCCCAGUUAGCUGGAAGCUUUUGAUAAAAGACAGACUUGAAGCAUAUAUAUUGUACUAGCAUAUUUCUGGAGCACUUUCCAAAUUCUGUAUUUCCUUUGAUUAGUUUGUUUUCUACAGUCUCCCGGAUAACAAGAAUUGCUGUUGUGUUGGGGAGGCUUAUUUAUCUCUUAAUCUUUAUUCACUAGCUCCUAUAUAGGACUUUCCAGCAUCAAUCUUGGUCAACUCUUGCUGGUAUCUGAGAACAACUCUUUAGCAGUAGGACUUCAUUCUGGAGAGUUCUCCAUGGAGGUCUUAGAGCUAGGUCUAACUGAAAUGUUAUAGAAACCAGUAUUUAAAGCUAUUUUGCUCUAGUAAAGGAUUUAUGAAACAUUAUGGAAUAGGCAGUAGUUAUACAGUCCCAGAAGGUUCCAUCAGUGUUUCUUCUCUUGUGUACCUGGUUUCCUGGUUUGAAAAAACAACAGAAUUUCUGACCAUGGCAGAUCCAGCGUCCGACUCCUCCCUGGCUGAUGUUACGGAAGACUUCUUUGAUACAGCCUUGAUUAUUUCCAGGAGUAGUAGUAAAGGGAAAAUCCAGAUGUUGGAGUCCUUCAUAUUUACCUUAGGAUUUCUGGUGACAGGAAAGACUGUGAAUCAUCUGAUUCAAAAGGAGGCUUUGAAAACUUUGAACACCAUUUUGCAUACCAUGCCUCGGGAGGAGCGAAGACGACUCCCCUUGUUGGAAGGCCCAUGUCGUCUUAUGAAAGACCUUGCAAGGACAAUCUUGACUGUGGGUGAUUAUGACCAGCAGGUUGCUCUUUCUGAAGCAUUGUGUAGACUGACCUUGAAAAAAUCAAGGGUUGAGCUUGUCCAUGAGUGGUUUGAAGAUAAUGUCAUUGCAGAAGCUUUCAAAGAAAUUAAGGAUCGAGAAUUUGAGACGGAUUGUAGACGGUUUCUCAAUCACCUAAACAACAGACUUGGUGAUGAAAGAAGGGUCUAUUCAUUUCCGUGUAUUGCUGCUUUUGCUGAUGGGCAUGAGAUGAGAAAACCAGAAGAUGAAAAACUAGAGAAAUUUUGGAUUGACUUUAACCUCGGAAGUCGGAGUGUAACUUUUUAUAUAGACAAUACUAAGAGUGCGCUGUGGGACUCAGUAAGGCUUUUGAAGGACGCAGUGAUUAAUUUCAACAUAAGAGAAACGGAAAAUAUGAAGAUCCUCAUUAUUUGCCUGAAGAAGCCUAUUAAUAUUGGCAACAAAGAAGUGUUGAAAAUAGAAAUCCAUUUUGAUUUGCAAUUCAAUAUAUCACAAGCUUCCAUGGAAGCGUUAGGAGAAGACAAACAGAUGUUACCCGACCAGACAAGAAGCUCCUCAGAACUUUCUGGUAAAUCUGAGAAAGAAGACCCUGACAUUCCUAGCGACCGUGAAAGAGAGACAGACCAGAAAGAAGAAUCCACCAAGCUGGCGGAGUUAAUGAGUGCCAGAGAUGACCACUGCCUAAUAACUCUCCCCUUAAAUGACCAGUCUGAGCCUGUUCAAAAAAAUAUAGCAGAUAGUUCACCUGAAAAACUGAAACUGGAUGACCCACAACAAGUCACUUCAAAACAUGAAUAUUCUUCAGAUUUACAAGAACCAUCAGUAAAAAUUCAAGAUCCUGAAUUAAAUGACAAAUCUAGGGCAGAUUCUGCUUCCAAGGGUGAGAGAAAGCGGGAAACAAGGAUGUUGUUUAAAUACAGGAAACACCUCUUCUCAGAGAGUAAUCAAGAUUCAAGUAGUGGUACCAGUGAACGAUCUUGGACCAGUAACCAAAAAAAGAAAUCCCUAAAACCAUAUUCUAGUAGGAAAAAGACAAGAACCAGAAGCAGUGUAAGAGUUUUGCCAUUUUCCCCUCCCAGCAGUGGCAGUGACCACGAGAAAGACCAAGCUCGACAUCUAACGCCAUUAUGGAAGGAUACCUCCAGGCAGAAUAAUUCCACACUUCCAAAAAUUUCUGGAACCAAAUUUCGGGGUAGUUCUGACUUUUUAACUCCUGAAGACUCUGCCCAGAAAACAGAACAUCAAAGUCCCCACCCACUGAGCGAGCUGUCAUCCUUGGAGCAUUCAGAAGUUGAAGAAAAUGUAUCUAAGGAAAAUACUGUAGACCAAGAGUCCUUGAUGAAAAGUACUAGCUUCAAACAUAAACUGCAAAACCUGGAAGACGGAGACAUAUCAGAUGGCAGUUUUGCUAAGUCAAAACAGUCAAAAUUGGAGGAAGGUGGUUCUCCAGAAUCCCUCACCUCGGUGACAGAAGAGACAGACUUAGCAGCAGCUGUGCCAGAGAAUUCGAAGAGUUCUGCUGUUAUCACAGCCCUCGAAAACUUCACUAGAGAACUGGAAAGAAAAUCUGAGCUUAGGUACAAAGGGAGUCCACUUUACUCAAAAGAGGCAAAGCAAGCACCAGAUUGCCUAAUCCAACUUUUAAACCAGAUACAUCAACGCAGACUGAAUAAACUGGAGCAGUUUCACAGUUUUGUUCUUCAAGAGCUGAGCAAUCUUGAGAAGGAUAUUCAUGAUCUGAAACACCUUGAGAAGGAUGUUCUUGAAUUUUGGGGAAAACAGUCUGAUGAUUUGAAAUCAUUCUGUGAUCUGCAAGUGCUGAGGCUUAAUCCAGAUAAGCCUUCAUGAGGAAAGCCAAAGCCCAGUGUUACUGCAUUCCCGAGCUGUCUGAGCCGCCGGAGGAUGACAAAGCUGGCUUGGGCCGCUCAGUGGUGCUUUAGAGCUCUGGCUGAUGCGCUUUGCUUCACUCCCCCUGGGACCCCUGAGUUGUAAUAGAACAGAAUUAUGUUGGUAGUUUACAGCUGUGCUAUUGUCCCUUUGUUCACGAAAGUUGACUUUCUGCAACAAACUUUGGUCAGAAAAGAGGAAGUUGGGGAUGUUUACCAACUUAGAGUGUUGCCUUUUUUUUUUUUAAUGAUUUCAAAGUAAAAUUGAUUUUUAUUUGAGAAGGGUCUUCAAGCUUUGUGGGGGAAAGAAAAUCUUAACAUCUGUAUCCAUGCUAUUUGGUACAUCUCUUUGAGGGAGAAUUUAAUUUGUGAUGAAAAGCGCUCAGAUGAAAGUGGCAUUGUAUUUUGAAAUAGUUAUUAUUUCACUUGAUCCGCAAAUAUUCUAGUUUCUUUAGCACUUUCACAGAACCGCCAGCUUGAGCAGAGGAGAAAAGCUC
Messenger RNA from Ailuropoda melanoleuca (giant panda), 3783 nucleotides. RefSeq names its product synaptonemal complex protein 2 like (gene SYCP2L). The transcript is spliced from 28 exons. Gene Ontology annotation, biological process: mitotic G1 phase; meiotic nuclear division. Gene Ontology annotation, cellular component: lateral element; condensed chromosome, centromeric region. The record is from RefSeq and is a predicted model, not a curated record. Bases 975 to 3248 code for a protein of 757 amino acids. Lineage: Eukaryota; Metazoa; Chordata; Mammalia; Carnivora; Ursidae.